Haemonchus placei is the source of this 1791-nucleotide messenger RNA. The record is from the annotation of a GenBank genome assembly. NCBI's taxonomy places the organism in Eukaryota, Metazoa, Nematoda, Chromadorea, Rhabditida, Trichostrongylidae.
AUGCAUCGUAGCGAUGUCGGCGAUCAUCGUCGUCACGGGUUCAUGCUUCUCCGAGGAGUGUCCUGCAUGAACCUAAUCUGCCUGGAAGUACCCGAGGUUCAACAACUAAAAUCCUGCAUGCAGACGAUUUUUCUGGUUCUGUCGCAGAAUGGAGUCGUAGGCGCUGCAUCACCGGUGUUAGGUGCAAUACCGCCAACACCAACAUUGGCGUCUGUCAUUGCACCACCACCACCGCCACCACCACCAACGUCAACCCAUGGUUCAACACGUAAACGUCCUGCGCCUGCAGUACCACAACCGGAGUGCCCUGUCGCGCUGCGUCCGAUUGCUUCAUGUAAGGCUCAACUAGUAUAUUUGCUAUGUAUUCUUCCAAGUUUACUCCUAUUUACAGGUCCCACAUUGCCGUCUCAGUUUAUGCCUCAUUGGACAUGGUUAAUGCCAGGAUUGAUGCGACCACAGUCGCCUACCCUUCCGGCACCACCAUCCCUUGAGAAUACAACGGCAGCGGCUCACAAUGAACAUGAGCCGACAAAAUGGAGCAAUCCGUCCAGCGUGGAGAGUAAUGGGCUUAAGACCGACUGCUCAGCUGGUCAGUUUGCUAGUGAAUCGGGUAAUAUCGACAUUGUUGGAAUGGAUGGAAGUGAGUCGUCAACGUCUUCCACAUCGACUCAGGCUAUGAUUACGUCGCCGUUGGCCGGUCAAGCACAUUUGCCGGCUUAUUUGAAGGACUCAGCACAUCAUCCGAUAUUUCCAUUUCCACAAAAGUCAACCGAAUUAUCACAGCCGUCGUUCCUUUACAACUUAGUGAAGCAAGAACAACCGCCUUCAAAAAGUGCACCCAUAGCUGCAUCACUUCCAAUCGGACAUGGUCAUUCAAUUAUGACUCCUGAACGUAAACACAGGAAACAACAAAAUGAUGACUAUGUGAAACUGAUACGUGAACAAGAUCUCAGUGAUGAACGGAUAGCUGCUAUACCGAUACCGGUUCCGCAGGCUCUAAGCCUCGAUCCGACUGGAUCAGGUGCAAUAGAUCAAGAAGUAGACGCUCCUCGUGUAAGCGACCAAUAUCGUAAGGACUUACUUAGUAUUGGUUCAGGUUUUCGAGCGGUAUCCGAGCAGCAAGUGGUGCAACAGGUGGUUCAAAAUAAACGAUUCGAAGAAGUAGAUGUACGUGAAUCGAUGACUCAUCUAUGUAAGAAGUUGGCUGAAAAACGGGUGUUCGGAUCGAAACUCAUGGCCGAAACGACCGUCGCGGGUCUAAAUCACUCGACUUUUCCUAAUUUACCAAUCGAAGGAAUCAUGUACAUACAACAUGUCUGUCGCAAAGUUCUUGGCGACCGAUUUUCUUCUGAGGACGACUUUUGGGAGAGUCUGCGUGAUUCGAUGCGAAAACUGGCUGCACGGUGUCGUCGUGUACGCCAUGCAAAGAAAACGAAGAGCUCUCGUGAAGAAGGUGUGAUGUUGGCCGGUGAACGAUCCGCGGGAUGGCCCGAGGGCAGUGUAGCCCAGACACUUCAAAGUCUCAGUCUACCCGUGGAGAAGCCUACACAUUCCGUUCAAACCACACCUAUCAGCUCAGAACGAAAAAUCACUGCCGACAUCAGCGACACGAAAUUAGCCGAGACUCUUCAGAGUGGUCUACACGCGUUAGCCAAUGCCACACUUACAAAUCAGGCAUUACCGGCUACAUUAGCAGAGAUGUCAUCAGCGUGGUCGCUUUUACAGUUACACAAAAAUACCGAGUCACUGUUAAAACGCGAGUUACGUUUCGAUGAUACUUCGUCGCCUUGA